ACAGCGCUGAUCGAGUUGAAAACUAUUUGCUAGACCGACCGUUGCCGACGCCACAAACACAAAUUCGAUGUGAAUACCAAUAAAAAACAGAUUGGCGUAAGAAUCAAUUUAUAUAUACACAUAUAUAUAUAUAGUUCAAUCAAGCAUUUAACGCGUGUGUUUUCAUAUUGUUAUGGUUUAAUAUUAAACGCUUAAUUCAAUGCAAUAAUUGUGCCUAUGCGUGUGUGUGUGUGUGUGGCUUUGUGUGUGUGUGUGUGACGCUGGAAUGUCAACUGACAAGUUAUAAAGGGAAACCCUGAAAAUCAAAUCAAAGUAAAAUCAAACAUAACAAAAGAUACAAAUAAAUUAAAAAUAUAACACAAAAAAAAAAAAUUAAAAGACUCUCCUAUGUGAAGUGCGCUUAUAAUUUGCAUAACAACAAAAACAACAACAACAACAACAACAGAGCAGGCGAAGCUUGUUUCAAACAAGAGAAUUAAACGCUUUGUGCGCUUCACUUUGCAUUUUUUAUUUUGGCAUUUGUUGGUUUGUUGUCACUUGGAAAAUAUGUGGAUUACUGUGCCGUCAGCAGAAACCCCAACAACAACAACUGCAACAACAACACGAGCACGCUGCAGAAGCGAGCGCGUGAAUAAAUUCAAAGUUUGCCAGUGAAUCGAACAGCAAACGAGCGGCAACAGCUACAAACACAAUAAAAAUAAUAAUAACAAGAAUAACGCAGUGCAAAUGCUUAAUGUAUCUGACAGAUACGUUACUGGUGUCAAGUCAAGUGCCUUGGCAGCAACGGCAACAACAACAAUAACAAUUACCAAACUGCAACGCUGCUUGCAACGCCUGGAAUGUGGCAAUAAAAUUUUUAACAAAAACUUUAUCUAUUUUUUAUACAAUUAUCGCAAGCGAAAAGCGCAUGCAACAAAUUCUGAUUACACACAACAACACUCUCUUGCUCUCUCACUCGCACACUUUACAAACGAUAAACUGUUGCUGAGAGAUUAUCAGGCGUAUUGACAAAGCGUGAUUUAUUUUUUGUUAACUGCAACUGCAACAGCAGUAGCAACAGCAGCAACAACAGUGGCCUGCCACUUAAACAGCUGUAAAUUGUGCAAAUAUCUAGAGGGUGAUAACACACACUAAAAAGAACUCGAACUACACAAAUAUCGUAAAUUCAUUAAACGUAAAGUGUCAGAUACAUUCGAUAUAUACAUAUCAACCCCGGGGGCAAUCGAUCAAAAUACGCGGCUUAGAAAUUAAUAACUCAAGCAACAGCAGCAACAGCAAAAUAUAAAGCAACGACAUUUAAGUAGAUCCAAGAUACGACAACAUAGGAAACUUUAUAAGACUGAGAGUUGCAAGCGACCAUGCGCGCAUGGCUUCUACUCCUCGCAGUGCUGGCGACUUUUCAAACGAUCGUUCAAGUUGCUAGCACCGAGGAUAUAUCACUGAGAUUUAUCGCAGCAAUAGCGCCGACAACAACAGUAGCGGCAGCAGCUAUAAUUACAACAACGACAACGACGGCGGCAACAACAACUGCAACAUUGAAAGCCAUAACAAAUACUGAAACUAAUACAACGACUACAGCAUUAGCUAAAGCAUUUAAGCCAUUUAACGAGUUACUACUCAACAAAAGCAGUGAUAGUGAUAAUAACAAUUACAAUUACAAUAACAACAACAACAACAACAGAAAUAAACAUAGUAAAAGUGCUGAUUACAAACAAUUUAACGAAGUGCAUAAAACAAGAACAGACCAAUUAGAAAAUUCCAAAAAUACACAUAACAAUAAACAUCGUUUACAUCAUAAACAUAAUCAUAAUCAUAAUAAACACAAAAAACACAACAACAAAUUCAACAAAAUGGCCAUCAAGGAGCAGCAGCCACAAAAGCCAACCACAGAAUCUCAAUCCGCCAUUGCAGAUGUCUUUGUGCAAUCAACGACUGCACCCGCUCCUCCAGCCCUUCCAGCUCCCCCCGCUCUAGCUGUCUUGAGCUCCACCAGCAGCAGCAGCAGCAGCACAGACAACACAGACACGAAUUAUGAUUCGUCGGAUCGUGUGCUGGGAGAAUUCGAAAUGCCGGGCGUUGCGGAUGCGACCAUUGUGGAGAGCGAACCGGCCACGUACAGCAGCAAGGAGAAAAUUCAAAAUAAAGUGAAACCAGAUCCAUCAACUCUAGUCGAAAUCGAAAACAGUCUACUUUCGCUCUUCAACAUGAAGAGGCCGCCAAAAAUUGAUCGAUCCAAAAUCGUCAUACCGGAGGCAAUGAAGAAGCUCUACGCCCAAAUAAUGGGCCAUGAAAUUGAUUCCGUGAAUAUACCCAAGCCGGGACUAUUAACCAAAUCAGCGAAUACAGUGAGAAGUUUUACACAUAAAGAUAGUAAAAUCGACGAUCGGUUUCCACAUCAUCAUCGGUUUCGGCUGCACUUCGAUGUGAAGAGCAUACCCGCCGAGGAGAAGCUGAAGGCUGCCGAGCUGCAGCUGACGCGCGAGGCGCUCAGCCUAAGUCAGGCGGUGAACCGCACCCGGUACCAGGUGCUGGUCUAUGACAUCACGCGCGUGGGCGUGCGCGGGCUGAGGGAGCCCAACUAUUUGCUGCUGGACACGAAGACAGUGCGUCUGAAUAACACCGAGACGGUGAGUCUGGACGUGCAACCGGCCGUUGAUCGGUGGCUGGCUACACCGCAAAAGAACUACGGCCUGCUGGUGGAGGUGCGGACGAUGCGCUCACUGAAGCCGGCGCCGCAUCAUCAUGUGCGCUUGCGCCGCAGCGCGGACGAAGCGCAUGAGGAUUGGCAGCAUAAGCAGCCGCUGCUGUUCACCUACACGGACGAUGGGCGGCACAAGUCGCGCAACAUACGCGAUGUGAGUGGUGGCAGCGGCGGCGGCGGCGGUGGAAAUGGCGGCAGCAGACCUCGACGGCAUCCGAAGCGUACGGCGCGACGCAAGAAUCAUGACGAGAUCUGCCGGCGGCAUUCGCUCUAUGUGGACUUUCAGGAUGUGGGCUGGAGUGAUUGGAUUGUGGCGCCGCCGGGCUAUGAUGCGUACUAUUGCCAUGGCAAGUGCCCGUUCCCGCUGGCCGAUCAUUUGAAUUCCACGAACCAUGCGGUUGUGCAAACCUUAGUCAAUAAUAUCAAUCCAGGGAAGGUACCAAAGGCGUGCUGUGUGCCCACGCAGCUGGAGGGCAUCUCGAUGCUCUAUCUCAAUGACCAAAGGACAGUUGUGCUCAAGAACUAUCAGGACAUGACAGUGGUCGGCUGUGGUUGUCGAUAAACAUAGAAAGUCGACAGCAGAAGAACUACUAGCGAACUAGCGAAAUGCGAAUGCGAAACUGAGCGCGAAUGAGCGAAAGAGAGAGCAUGAGAGAAAGAGCAUCAAAUGCUGUUUGGUUCCAAGCCGUCAAUGCUUUAAACACAACGCAAACAAAAUGGACUGAAUAUUUGAAUUUUAAGUGUAAAUCGUAGACUUUAAUUGUAUGUAGAGCGAUCCACGCCCCCCUUUGAUACCACACCGCCUCCCACAAAUAGUAGCAGCAGCAGCCGCCGCCUCUGUCACUUUCCACAGCCAGGCUUUGGAAAUGUUGCACAGAGCUCAAAAGACGCGACGCCGUAUCGAACUGUAUAUAGCCGCACCCAGAAAAUCAAUAAGCGCAUCCCCCGCCCCUUUCCAGCAACGCAACUCCCCCUCAAGCGGUCGUCGCUGUCAACGUGGUCGUCGUCGUCAUCUCCUGCAGCCAUAGCAGUCAACAAAAUGCCAUAGACCGCACUCUGAGAUACUUUUGUAACUAGCAGCACGCAUCGCUGCAUUGAACAAAUUUGUAUAAAAGCUAAUGCUAAGCUAUAAUUAUUGGAGAGAAGCUCAGCGAUCGGGCCUUCUCUCUCAAACUAAUUGUUAAUAACUAAUAAACUGUAAAUUAAAUCAAGCAUACCCAUAUGCAUAUGCGUACAUAUAUAAAACAAAUAACAACAAACU
Molecule: messenger RNA, 3962 nt
Organism: Drosophila busckii
Lineage: Eukaryota; Metazoa; Arthropoda; Insecta; Diptera; Drosophilidae
Gene: dpp
Product: protein decapentaplegic
Exons: 3
Coding region: 1359-3263 (634 amino acids)
Biological process (GO): BMP signaling pathway; SMAD protein signal transduction
Cellular component (GO): extracellular region
Molecular function (GO): growth factor activity; cytokine activity
Source: RefSeq, a predicted model, not a curated record